AUGAAGAGAAAGUCACCAACGAAAGAUUUGGUGGGAAGUCACAUUUACAGCGAAUACGAAGACACCUUAUAUCCUCCUUUCAACAAGAAACAAAACUUGGAAAAAAGCUUCCAAGAAACAAGUUCAUUUCUUCAACCCGAAGAGAAAACAGGCAUCGAGGAUGUAUCUUGUUUGGUCACAGAAACUUUUACACGUUUAGAAGAGAUACGUGAACUAUUUUAUAAUGUCGAUCGGACACUGAAUAUCCCACCAAUCGUUCUGCAAUCUCAGCUGUUAUAUUUCCAAAUCCCUCGGUUACAUAUCGACAUGGAGGAUUUGUUGAAAUUUAAAGUGGUCGAAUGCUAUGUAGCAGGUGAGGUGGAAGAAAAGGGUUUUGUAUACAAGGAGGACUAUUUGAGUUACGUAGCACAAUAUUAUAAAUCAAGCGCAUCAAAGCGGCUCACCGAUUUAGUAAGCAAAGAAGGGGGCUUUGAAGUCGAGAAGUCAUUCACACAACCAGAGAUCAUAGAGCUUAAAAGGUUGGGAUUACUAUGGCAAAAGGCUCCUCAAAAAAAGAUCAGACUUCUCUUACCCCGCCAUGACCUCUUUUUGGAAAACCUUUUGCUUUGGUCCAAAAAGAUUUUUGGAGUCAUAAAUGCUUCGCCGUUCCACGCCAUGCCACUUGAUAAAUUGUUUUAUAGAUAUGACUCUGCUUGCUUCAACACAAAAUACAUUCUGUACUAUUUAUUUGGUACAAACAAAAUUGUUGAGUUUGUUCUUGUGAUUGAUGUUGAGUAUUAUAUUUACCACAAAGGACUGUUGAGAAUGAUGUAA
Molecule: messenger RNA, 813 nt
Organism: Entamoeba invadens IP1
Lineage: Eukaryota; Evosea; Mastigamoebida; Endamoebidae
Exons: 2
Coding region: 1-813 (270 amino acids)
Source: RefSeq, a predicted model, not a curated record